UCGGCUUGACAGGACGCACAUGUUAGAGUUGCGUAGCUACACGAAUAAUAUCAAAUACCACUGAUUUUGUAUGAAAAUGGGUUUGCUAGAAGAAUCUUCGAGGUUUUAUGAAUGGACUAAAGAAACAAAGGAUCCAAGAACAAGAAACUGGUUCCUGUUGAAUGAUAAUCCUAUUUAUGUAAUACUUAUCAUACUGGCUUACUAUUUCAUAGUAUGGCAAGGACCAAAAUUUAUGAAGAAUAGAAAACCCUAUGAAUUACAGACAUUUAUGAUUAUAUAUAAUUGGUUUCUAGUUAUAUUAUCAGCUUAUAUGACAUUUGAAAUAUUGUACAGUUCAUACCUAAUAGGAUAUUUUAGUACAAGUAAUCCAUUCUGUGCUAAAUACAAGCAUUCAGAAGCUUACAAAGAUCCUAAAGAAAUGAGGUUGGCCAAUGUCCUAUACAUAUAUUUCCUGUCUAAAAUUUUGGAGUUUAUGGAUACAUUUUUAAUGAUCCUGAGAAAGAAGGACAACCAGAUAACCUAUCUACAUGUAUAUCAUCAUAGUUCUAUAUUGAUGGUCUGGUGGAUAGUUAUGACAUAUAUGCCUGGAGGACAGUCAUGGAUGUCAAGCAGUAUGAAUUGUUCAGUACAUGUAGUCAUGUAUGCUUAUUAUGCUUUAGCAGCUAUUCCUUCCAUGCGGUCAAAAUUAUGGUGGAAAAAGUAUAUUACUAAAUUUCAGCUAACACAGUUCACGCUUAUUCUAUUACACACAUUACAGAGUGCUUUUACACGUUGUGAUUUUCCAAAGAUUGGAGAGUAUAUGUUGACUUGUUACAUGAUUUCUAUGUUAAUAUUAUUUGGUAAUUUCUACAUGAAAUCCUAUAAUCAGAGACAGAUGGAUAAAGCAAAGAAAGAUGGUGUGAAUAUAUCUAAUGGCAGUAGGAACAGUCAUUCUAAUGGCCUUACCAAUGGUUAUGCAAAAUUAGAUUGAACAUAGUUUUAUCUUAGUUGAUAGAAUGACAUAAGAAUGUAAUAUUUUACAGUUGAUAAAUGAAAUUCAGUAUCGUUUUCCAAAUUAACCUUACAGGGUAUUGGUAUCAUGUACUUCAUCAACCAUUAUAAAUAUUUAUCAUAAAGACUUUUGACUCAGUAAAUUUGAAAAAAAAGUGAUAACAUUUUUAAUUAUUUAUUUUUACUUGAAUAAGAUUAAGAGGAAAUGAUAUGAUUUUCACUCAUGAGUCAUCUGUAAAAUGGUAAAUGUUCAUAUGUUAUUCUCUUCAUUGAAAUUAAAACAAAUUGAUUUAAUUUGCACUUAAUUUUUCUUUUGUGGUCACAAAAAUCUUCUUCAUUUUGAAAGAGUUUACUAGCAACCCUUUAGGUCUGUUUAUAUGCAUCACAAUUUAAAAUAAUGAAUAUGCUUUUAAUCAGAUCACUUAUUUAUUAGAACUUGUCAAAAUGUAUCACCAGACAGAUUGAAUGUAAGUUUGUCCACUGGUAUACAAAGGGACAUAAUUCUAUAACUUGCCAUUACAUCUGCUGUUAUAGACAGCUAGUUUUGUAGAUUUCAAUGAUUUUUGAAACACUUGGUCAAAGGAGUUGAAGAGAAACUCAAUGAUAAAUAUUUCUACUCCUUCAAAAAAUAAUUUCUGUUAUAAUUGUGCAAUUUCAGAAUCAUUAUUUUUUAAGAAGAUUUUAAAUAUGCAUUUUUCUGCAUAAUAAUUCUACAUUUCUACAACGCAUAAUUUCUUCACAUAUAAACAGUUUAAAACAUUUUUACUGUUUUUAUGUCUUAAAACAAUGUCUACCAAAGUUGUCCAAUCAUAAAUGAUAAAUAAUAUAAUUUCAACACAAGCAUACAAAUUGUAAUAGAUUUUACCAAUGUAAAGUGUCCUAUAUAUACCGAAGGCUUGAGUGCAUACUUUAUGAAUUCUAGUUAUUACUGUCAGUUAUGUCAUUAUCAAUUCUUACUAUUGUAUGAGUAGAAAUUUGUUUAUUAUAUGUGUUAUUGUAUAUCUUUAUGUUAUGUACAUUUAUCUUCGUUAAAUAAGUUCUGAUGAAAUACUGUAGGCUUAAAAAAAAACUGAUAGACUGAAGAAAGAGUAUUCAAUAUUAAAAAUUUCUCAAGUCUGAUAGCAGUAAAAUUAUUAUAAUACUACAAUACUGGGUCUAGCUUUAGUACUUUUCUAAUACAAUGAACUUGGGGACAAUUGUGCCAUAUUAUUUUAAAAAAAACCCAACUUAUUGCCAUAUUAAAACCAUUUGUAGUGUAAACAAAAAGUUUGAAAACAACAAAAGUCACAAUUUUUAUUAUAUGUUUGGCUUUCUAGAUUAUUUGUGUGUGAUAUAGUAGAUUUGUCAUUUUUAUCAAACAAGCUCAUCAGUGAUAGUUAAAUUUUGUAAUUUUUUGUAAAAAUAUUGUAUAAUGCCUAAUUUUGUAGGAGUCAUUUGUUCCAUUAUAAUGAGCGUAUACCUUAAUUUAUUACAGUCUAAUAAAGAAAUAUACAUAAUGAAUAUUCAUGUGAAACAUAUAUCAUGUAAUUGUUUAUACUUGCUGUUGUAAUUGUCUUACAAAUAGUGUGCCUUUUUUAAGAACAUGCUAUAUUUUUUUUACUUAGCAUACAACCAAGUCCCAGGGUUUUGUUUUUGGUUGUUUUAAGUAUUUUGUGCUUCCAUGCAUUCCUUUUACCUCCCAUCACCCAAAUGGAUAUGUGUGCUAUUGCCAUCACUUGCUAUUUGUCACAUGUAUUUAUCCAUCACUCACUUAUAUAGUUUUUACUUGUUCUUUCUUGUGAACUUUUACUUUAAACCACUGAAUUUAUUGAAAGGACUUAAGGCCGUUUUGACAUUUCCUCAUGGUUUGUUGCCAUGGUAACUUGUAAAAUAAGAUUUUUUCAAAUUUUCCUUCUGCAUGAACCAUGUUCAAGUUACCUUUUUAGUACAUAUGAGUUGAUCAUUAUGAUGACAUAUAUGUUGACUAGAUUACUUAAUGACAAUAAAUUACCAUGUUAACAAUCUAGAGGUUCACAAUAAGUUAAUAGAUAGAUUCUCAUUGAUUUUGUCACAAACAAAAAGUCGUAAGUGUAACAUUAUAUAUAUCAAUAUCUUUUAUUUAGAGGUAUUUUACUUUGUUAGUUUUUUUUAUGUGUUGUUCACUAGUUUUGCAAUUCUUUUAAAUGUUCUUAGUUUUUGCAUUCUAAAUUUAUGCAGUUAAAUUUCACUUAAAAGGUGCAAUGAUUAUGAGCCAGUUUAGAAAAUGAUUAUAUCGUUUCUAAUUUGACAAAAAGUCAUUGACAAAAAUCCUUUAAGUUGACUUUCUGAAUUGGUCCAUUGUAUUAAUCUGCUUUUCUAUAUAGAUAACUGAAUUGUAGUUCAAAUUUUUUAAUAGAUAAAUUAUGCCCAUUGAAUAUUAAAAAAAGGUGUGUUAUUGUUCUCCAAUUAAAUUCAGUGAUACAAAACUUUCAUAUCACAAUGUCUCAAAUGAGUUUAAUAAUCAUGAAUAUUUGGUGAAGUAUGUUAUAUAUCAAAGAAUAACAGGAAGUAAAAACAUUAGAAAAUAACAUAAUGGUAUAGGAACACUGCAAUUCUGCUCUCAGUAUAUAAAUACUGAUCAGAAACACAAUGUUUUCUUUAUCUUAAAAUCAAGAGUUCAGUGCUGAACCAAUUUAGUACUAAAACAAUCAAAAUAUCUGAAAAAUAACUUUUGUAAGUGUUUAUCUUAUGAAAAUACUUAGGUAAACAAAAUGAAUUUCGAAAGAUUUUUCAGGACUGUUAUGUUUGAUUAUUUUGAUUUUAGUAUUAAAACUCAUCAAAAGAUACCAGGCUUAUAAUUAUAUAUAAAACAUUAUUCCGUCAUAUCAUAUACUGUAGAAAGUAGCUUUUAUUCUGAGACUUAAUACUUUGCUGUAUAAAUACUUUCUAUCAAAGACUAGAUAUUGGCUUUGGUUCUGCUUUAUCUUAGACUUGCUCUUUAGCUUUAUAAAUACUUUCAUAUUUGCUUUAAUUCUGCGUGUUCUUAGACUUGUUUUAUAAGUUUUUUUUUAUGUCCCUUCAUGAUGUGAUUAGACAGUAGCCCUCCAUUGUACAGUUUAGUAGUCCUCCAUAUACACUUUAGUACUACAGUCAUUAGAAAUAAAUGCUGAUAGGCUGACCAUAUACAUUUCCAAAAGUAAUUUGUGUUACAAAUUAUCAAGAAUUUUUCACGUAAUAAUAAAUAAUUGACUUACAUGACAUCAUUCCUCUACAACUGUGUGUAUGGUCAGUAACAAGGCAUCAUUUCCAUAAUCAUUGAUCUCUUUAUGGUUUUUAUGCUUUUUUAUUUUAAUAUUUUUUAUAUCAAUUAUUGUAUAAAUGUGUUUAUGAUUGUUUCUUUCUAUGAUUGUUAAAUUAUUAUUGUAACUUAUUUCCUUUAAUUAUUUUCCUAUUUAUAUCAAAAUUUACAGACUAAACUUGCAAAAUUGAAAGUUUUCAAAAUAAUUGAUGACCACAUAUUUGUAUUUUGAAUAGACACAGGAUAAUGUUAGAAAGUGCCUAAUAUUUCUGUAAAUGUAUUGAGGACAAGUUCCAUUUCAAUCUUGUGUGCCCUGCAAAUAGAAACUUGUAAAAUUUAUCAAACAAUAUUAUUGGCAUAAGCAGAGUGUGUUGAAAUUGAUACAGUAGUAAAGUCUAUGUAUGAUUUGACUUUUUAUACGCCCGUUUACGGGACGUAUUAUGGUAUACCACUGUCCGUCCGUCCGUCAUCAACAUUUUGGACAAUAACUCAAAAAUGCUUUGAGCAGUUUUCAUGAAACUUUAGUGAAUUGUUAAUAACUAUUGUCGUGAGCUCCCUUUCAAUUUUUAUAAAUUUUGGAUUUUACGUUUCCAAGUUGUGGGGUUUUAUUCAUUAAAAAAGGGGGAUUUUCCAGUUCUCAGACAAUAACUCAAAAGUUCUUUGAGCAGUUUUCAUGAAACUUUGGUGACUGGUUUAUAUCUAUUAAAAUAACCUCCCUUUAGUUUUUUAUAAAUUUUUUAUAUGACAUUGAGGAGUAAUGGAACUUUAUUCUUGUUAAAGGGACGGGCGUAUCAUGCGCUCAUGGCGCAGCUCUUUAUUAAGAAAAUUUAUUGUUUUUGCUUUUAAAAUUAAUUAACAUUCUCUGUCUGCAUGUUUAUUACAAAUAUUACUUUAUGUACCUGGUGAGUUGUAAAGCUCUUAAGCUUAAGGUAAUAAGAACAAGUAUAAUAGUUAAAAAAAAAAAAUAUUUAUUUAUGUAUAUUUGAUUUUCUUCAAUGUAAUUUUUUAAGGCCACACAAAUGCAAUCCCUGCAAUGUUUUCCCCCUUAGGAAAGUUAACCCAUUUAAAAAUACUGAACAAAGCAGUCAUGUAGAUCCUGUACUAUUUCACUGAAUUUUACAAUAUCAUUUCAUACCUUCAUUUUUACAGUAUCAUCAUUUAAUAGAAGUUUAUAUCAGUAUUAAAAUGUAAAUAAUUGUUUCAUGAACCUGAGUUGGGUGUAGACAUCUGAUAUUGAAAAAACACUAGCAUUGGUCCCAUUAUUGCAAAGAUAAAUAAAAAAAAUAUUUUCAGUACAUGAAACCUAAAUGAUAAAUAUUCUCUUUUUAAAUAAAAAACUUAUGGAUAUUUUAUAACCAGUUUUGGAAAUGUCAAACUUCAACAGCGUUGCAGAAUUUGGUAACUAAAAUAUUACAUUUAAAAUUUUUUUUUUUACCUUUGAACAUUUGUUGUCAAUGGGAAAAAUUGAUGAAUUAAAUCAGCAACAUUGCUGAAUUCUGAGAUGAUUUGAAUUACUAACAUAACCAAUGAUAAAUAUGUACUAAAAAAGAACAAAAUGUAUACAAAAAAGAGCAAACAAUGGAUCUUAGACAGGUUCAAACUCAUAUCUGGAGAUUACUGGUAAUAUCAAAUCCAUUAAAAUACACUAGACAAAAUUUUAAGUUAUGUAAAUAAAGUAGGUUUGUAGGAAAAGUAACUACUAUAGGAUAUACUGUAAAUUCAGAAAUUAUGGCAAGGUUUUUAUUAAUGCGAAUAUUGCGACUGGGCGAGUAGGAACAAUAAUAAGAACAUUUUGAUAUCUGACACAUAUACCUGUAUGCAGAUUUUCCUGAAAUCGCAAUAAUUAAUCUUGCAUCUUUGUCCAUUCUUCAAAAAUCGUAAAAAUAAAUGAAAUGAAUUUACAGUAUAUCAUUGGUCUUUGUGGUGGUUCUACACUCAGAUGAUAUCAGGUGCUGAAUUCACUGUACUUAUUGCAUGUUUGAAAUGAAGUAUUUCUGCAAAAAUAGAUGAUAAACUUUUGUACUAUUUAUAUAUGUACGUAACUUUGUAUGAAAUAUUUGCACAUCUGUUUUUCAAAGAAAAUCACAGGAUAAUCACUAUAUAAGUGUUUUACCAUCAUGGGUUUUAAAAAUCAAAAGAUAAUUAGUUACUUUAUUUUUCAUACUACAGUAAAUAUAAUAGUUUGUAAAAGAAUGAUUGGGGAUGAAAAUAAUUUCUCACCUGAUGCUUACAUUUCUAUAUUAGUUCUAUUUCUUAGAUGGUCAAUGAAAUCAGAACAUUGUGUAAACAGUUAGAAAACUAGAUUUUAUUGUUUUUGUUGAACAUGGUCAUUCAAAUUUAUUUAAAGAAGUAGAUAUGCCACCAACCAAGACCUGAAUUUCUUGGCAAAGCCAAAAAAAUCUCAGUAAGAAAUAUUUAAAAGGGACAUAACUCUAUAUCAGAGUUUCUUGUUCAUGUUUUUUUUUUUUUUUUUUUUUUUUGAUCUUAUUAGAUAGUCAUUUUAAAGAAUAUAAGAAAUUGAAACAAUGUCUAUUUUGAAUAUUAUGGUAUUUAAAAGGUGAAAAUGUCAAAAUUGAUUUAUAUAUAGAAAUGAUAAUUAAAUUUAUAAGCAUAUUUAAAUCUAUAAAAUCUGUGAUACCUCAGAACAAUUAGUGCUGGUACUUUUGUCAUUGUUGCUUAUGAAGAAGCAAAAAAGAACUGUUCUUUUGUGAUUUUGUUUGUUAUGUUUGUUUCCAAUAUCAUGUAUUGUUAUUUGAUCUAUAAAAGGUCGUUUAUUGCUAUCACGUCGGCGUCGUCGUCCGAAGUCAUUUGGUUUCCGGACAAUAACUUUAGAUUAAGUGUAUCGAUCUCUAUGAAAUUUAACCAAAAGGUUCAAUACCACAAAAGGAGGGGGGCAAUUUUUUUUUCCUUAAGAUUUAAGAAAUUGUCAAUUUUUGAAAGAAAAAUUGGGAGUCACAAUUUAAUUUGCUAAUUCUUUGUAUAUAGUCUGAAAACAGAUUUACUAAGUAUUGCGCAACAGCACAGUGUAUUGCACAACAGCAAGAAAUCUUCAAUUGAAUAUAAAUUCAAAUCAUAUAACCAAUUUCAAGUUCUUUGACUACAUUUAUUCUGUGUCAGAAACCUAUAAUGUGUCAAAUAUUUAAUUAUAAUCCAAAUUCAGACCUGUAUCAAUCUUGAAUAUUGUGUCCAUUUUUGCCCCAACUGUUCAUGGUUGGACCUCUGCAGUCGUUUACAGCUGCAAUCGGCGAAGCAGUUUAUUUAGAUUCAGAUGAUCAUAAAAAAUGUUUUGAAAUUUUUUCGUAAAAUGUCUAAUUUGGAAAGUGAUAUUUUUUAACAUUUUGAAUUAUAGAAAGUGUGUAGUAUGGAUGAGAACUGUAUGUUAACAUGGAUUUUAUUGGCAUAUUCUAAUUUAUGAAUACUUUGAAUUUUGACUUGAUGAAUUUUGGCCUAUUCAAAAAAAUGUUAAGAACCUAAGUUGUUAGAAAA
Messenger RNA from Mytilus californianus (California mussel), 7732 nucleotides. Its product is annotated as elongation of very long chain fatty acids protein 5-like. Gene Ontology annotation, biological process: fatty acid elongation, polyunsaturated fatty acid; very long-chain fatty acid biosynthetic process; sphingolipid biosynthetic process. The transcript is spliced from 7 exons. Bases 71 to 970 code for a protein of 299 amino acids. The record is from RefSeq and is a predicted model, not a curated record. Gene Ontology annotation, cellular component: endoplasmic reticulum membrane. Lineage: Eukaryota; Metazoa; Mollusca; Bivalvia; Mytilida; Mytilidae. Gene Ontology annotation, molecular function: fatty acid elongase activity.